AUGCCUCCUAGACGCGAUCAAACUCAGGACACUGCAAUCGCAGCCCUAGUCACUCAGCAAAUUGCUGCUGUGAUUCUGAACCUUAUUACUCAGAUAAAUCAAGCAAAUAACACUAACAACAAUAACAAUGCUCAAUGCAGUUAUAAGACGUUCAAUUCGGCUAAACAACUAAAGUUUUCUGGGUCUGAAGGAGCUACUGGGCUCCUACAAUGGUUCGAGAGUCUGGAAAGCACAUUUCGACAUGUUCAAUGUCCGAAUGAGCGAAAGGUUGAGUUUGCAUCCAGUGUUUUUGAGAAACAAGCUUUAACAUGGUGGAAUGGUGUGAUGAGAGACAUGGGUGCCGAUGUGGCGAUGGCUCAAACCCGGGAAGAGCUUCGGGCUUUCAUGAUAAAGGAGUUCUGCCACCAUCAUGAACUAAGGGCGUUGGAAAGGGAAUUUGAUGAUUUGAAACAAGAUAGGGGAGAACACCAUGCUUACAUGGAUCAUUAUGAGGAAUUGAGCUUGCUUUACAUAGUUACUGGUAGCAACCCUACCACUGUACAUCAGUCCCUCGAGUUGGCUGCAACCCUGACUGAGUCUCAGGUCAGGAAGGGUAAGCUGUUCCGGAAAGGUAAUAAGAAAUAG
Helianthus annuus (common sunflower) is the source of this 624-nucleotide messenger RNA. RefSeq lists its product as uncharacterized. The record is from RefSeq and is a predicted model, not a curated record. Lineage: Eukaryota; Viridiplantae; Streptophyta; Magnoliopsida; Asterales; Asteraceae. The transcript is spliced from 2 exons. Bases 1 to 624 code for a protein of 207 amino acids.